AUGAUAGAUGAUAAUGUAGGUAGUGUUCUUGAUCCUCAAGAAAAUGUGCAAGAUGAUAAUGAAGUUAUUAUUCCCAAUCUACAAGAAAAUGUGCAAGUUGAUGAUGUUAGAGGUUAUUUGUGUUAUGUAGAAAAUGUACAAGAUGGUGUUACUGGGAGUUCUUCGUUUUCUCAAGAAAAUGUACAAAAUGGUCCAAGAUGGUACUUUUCGAGGAAGGAAUUGGAAGAAAACUCACCAUCGAGAAAGGACAACAUAGAUUGGAAUUCAGAAAACAUGUUACGCAAAUCAUACAGUGAUUUUUUACAAGAGAUGGGUAGGAGACUUGUUUUACCCCAAAUGACUAUAGCAACUGCAUUGGUGUUUUGUCACCGAUUUUUUUUGCGACAGUCCCAUGCAAAGAACGAUUGGGAGAUUGUUGCAAUUGCAUGCAUAUUUCUUGCUGGCAAGGUUGAGAGCACCAUUAACUGGCUACAAGAUGUUAUCAUGGUUGGACGUGGAGUCAAGCUUGGGGUUGAUGAAAAGACCCUGCAUCGAGAAAAAUUGUGUACUAAGGAGUAUGAAGAUUUGAUUUUGUUGGCAGAGAAGCUUGUUCUUGUGACUAUUGAUUUUGAGAUUGAUGUGGCUCAUCCUUAUAGGCCUCUUAGUGUGGCAAUAGAUAAACUCGAUGUUAGUAUUGAGAGUAAAAGUCUUCUCACUCAAGUCGCAUAUCAUUUGGUGAAUGAUGGCCUUCGGUCAUGGCUUUGUUUGCAAUUCAAGCCUCAUCAGAUUGCGGCUGGAGUCAUGUUUCUUGCUGCUAGGGGUCUCGAGAUGAAACUAAACCCAUCAGAUUGGUGGUGUUGGCCAGAGUUAGAUGUCAAUGAAGAACAACUAAAGGAAAUGAGUGAUCACUUGUUGGAGCUGGAUAAACAAAGUUCGACUCCUCGAUUCAAUCACAACCUUGAGUGUGAAACUAUAAGCACAAAUGGUCUAAGAGUGGAUGAUAAAAAUUGA
This is a messenger RNA of Cajanus cajan (pigeon pea), 990 nucleotides long. RefSeq names its product cyclin-T1-4. Lineage: Eukaryota; Viridiplantae; Streptophyta; Magnoliopsida; Fabales; Fabaceae. Gene Ontology annotation, biological process: regulation of transcription by RNA polymerase II. Gene Ontology annotation, molecular function: cyclin-dependent protein serine/threonine kinase regulator activity. The record is from RefSeq and is a predicted model, not a curated record.